AUGGAUGAAUACACUUUUCGCCCAGCCCGAGAGUGUGACGAAGAAGGGACGACGAAAAGCAGGUUCCGCCAAGGCCUCUUCCUGCUACAGGCCCCGACAGCCGACCCGCGGCCGACGCCUCUCAUGCUACCUGGAUAUCCGAGGUGGAUAUCGGAUGAAGCUGUCAUGCCCUUCUCCGUGCUUCUGGACGCCGCCGAUCGGACCCUUGGAGAACCAGAGAUGCGCGGAUUGGCGGUGGAGAAAUAA
This is a messenger RNA of Colletotrichum abscissum, 246 nucleotides long. RefSeq lists its product as uncharacterized. The record is from RefSeq and is a predicted model, not a curated record. Lineage: Eukaryota; Fungi; Ascomycota; Sordariomycetes; Glomerellales; Glomerellaceae. The transcript has a single exon. The coding region runs from base 1 to 246 and encodes 81 amino acids.